UUGGUCUUUCUCUGCUGGAGCAGGGCUGUAAGCUGCGACCGAGCCUGCGUGGGCCUCUCUGCAGCAUGAUCCUACUCUCCUACCACACCGUCGCCACCUACGUGCUCGGUACGGGUGACGGAGAUAUAGAACUGGCAGAGAGUGUGCUGGGCCCAUGCUUGCAGGACUAUCCAAAUGGAGUCAUCUUCCGAUUUUUCGAGGGACGAGUAUGUGAGAUUAAAGGAGAAGUGGAUCAAGCAAUAAAGAUAUUUGAAGAUUCGAUGUCAUUACAAAUCGAGUGGAAACAGUUUCAUGAUCUCUGCUACUGGGAACUGAUGUGGUGUCAUAGUUUCCGGUGCGACUGGCUGCAGGCAUACAACUAUGCGGAGAAGCUGCGUAUGGAGAGCCGGUGGUCGCGGGCGACGUACGCCUACCAGCAGGCCGCCUUCCUCCUCAUGCAAGACGACGUCAGCGCCGAGACGCGGCAACACGUCAUCGACAUACUCGCAGAUAUUCCUAACCUUAAGCAGAAGGUAGCAGGCAAGAGCAUUCCAGUAGAAAAGUUUGCCUUGCGCAAGGCGAGGAAAUUUGCGAUGCAGGGGAACAGACUUGUGUUGCCAGGCCUGGAGCUCAUCUACAUCUGGAAUGGUUUCAACAUCAUCGGAAAAACACCGGCACUGUUGGAGCCGUUGGUGCAGCGUGUGGAGCGCACCCUGGUAGAGCUAGAUGCAACUAAAGACGAGAACGAGAAUUAUGCGGAGGACUUUGCCCUCUGCAUGCUCCUGAAGGGCAUGUGUCUCAAAGGUCUCAAGUGCACUACUCAGGCGGAGAACUGCUUCCGCGAGGCGGCGGCGUGUGACAAGCGGAUACGGUAUGACCACUACAUAGUCCCCUACAGUUUGGUGGAGCUCGGUCUCCUCUUCAUGAGGGAUGGGAGGUUUGAGGAAGCAAAACGUACGCUGGAACAGGCCAGGGGUUACUACAAGCACUACUCGCUCGAGUCUCGGCUGCACUUCCGCAUCCACUCGGCGCUGGCGGAGGUGCGGCAGCACGUGUCGCCCGACCACCUGAAGGCAGAGUUCAAGCCUGCAGGCUACAGCCCGAUGCACAGCGGCGGCAGCUUCCCCCAGCCAUUGACGCCACCACCAGAAGCUGUAAUAGGUGCUGGCAUGGCUUCAGCUAUCCAACCUCUAACCAGCGAUGGUGCGGAGUUGGACCGUUUGAACUGUGAUACAGCAUGCGAGGCUAUUGAAAAACCCAUAUGACCCUGUGUGACCUUGCUGCGGCAGCCAUAUUUGUUAGCAGUGGUCCUCCUUUAGGGUGUUGUCAUACUCACAGCAUAAGGUACUAAUAUUCUAGUCCUAAAUUUAUUUACUGUAUUGGUUUAUAUAGGUGUUAAUUAAAAUUAAUACACAUAGGUAUGCGAAGUAGCAAGUUUGUAACCUUCCAGCCACGUAUAUGUUUCUUACCAGAGCCUCAUUGACAGUAUUUACAAAUGCACGUUAAUAAUUUCUUGAAAUUCUACUUUUAUUGAAGUAAAUUUUUUUUUUUGAUUUGGAUCGAGUUUUAUGAUUUACGUUUUGUUUGAAAUAUUUUCUUUAGUGAUGGAAGGUGGAAUCACUUGUGGAAGCAACUUAUUAUUGUUAUUAAUACAAACUUUUGUUGUCAGAUUCCUUUAUGUACAUAUAUAUACAGUGAUAUGAUGUGCAUGUGCAAUGUGAACGACUAAAUAGUUAUACUUUGGGUGUGCCAUAUUUCAGUUUGUAGAACGAAGCAUGUAUGUGUAUAAAGACUGCCGUCAUGCUAUGUUGCAUUGUUAAUGUGUCUAUGAAGAUGUAUAUUUCUGGGCGCAAUUCUUCGUUACAGACUUCCAGCUAUUGUAGAGUGUGAUAUAAUGCUCACAUGUAGUGAUAGUGUAAUGUGUCCCACUACAUCAAUUCCGCAGUUCACAAAAUGUUAAUUCAGUUUUUUGUACGUAGGGGGAAUUAUUCAUGCUCAUAGUACUAUCGUCCAUACUACUACGGUCAUAGCAGCAAGGCCCACAAAGGUGUAUGAUAUUUUACAGACACGUGUAUAGCACUAUUAAACCAUGCAGACAUAUAGAAAUGCAAUGCCAACACGAAUAGUCAGAGCACAUUAGAAUAGUUGAGCUCACAUACCUACGCACAAAGUACACCGGUGUGAUUUGCUAACUCGUGAGGCUUUCGUUGACAAUGCAACAUUCGUGAAUGUUCGUGGUCUUGCUAGUCACAGAAAUACUUUUCACAUAAUAUAUAAAUAUAUAUAUAUAUAUAUAUAUAUGAAAUGAGGUUACGAGCGCACAAAUUUCUUUGUCGUGCCUUGUGAACUUACAUCUAAAGAUGUGUAUUUACUUUAGGGGGAUAUCUCCAAUUCUCUAGGUUUAGACAUUGUUGAGUAUUAACUCCUGACUGUAUGUAUAUAUAUACCAUAUAUGUGAUAUUAGUGAACAGAUUUGUUGUUAUAUUGUUGUCAUAUAUUAAAGUUAUUAUGAUAAUAAUAAUAAAUAAAAAAGAA
Priapulus caudatus is the source of this 2514-nucleotide messenger RNA. RefSeq names its product tetratricopeptide repeat protein 39B-like. The record is from RefSeq and is a predicted model, not a curated record. NCBI's taxonomy places the organism in Eukaryota, Metazoa, Priapulida, Priapulimorpha, Priapulimorphida, Priapulidae. Bases 66 to 1244 code for a protein of 392 amino acids. Gene Ontology annotation, molecular function: protein binding. The transcript has 11 exons.